AUUGGCAAGGCUACAACGCACUUCAUUGACACUUGCACCUUGGACUUCUUUUCUGCGGUUGGACUUUAUUUUGGGCAAAGAAUAGUAAGCAUGGACAAGUGGGUGCAGUUAAAUAACCAGGCAGCCGGCCGAGACAAAGUAGCAAGACUCAUACAAUAUGCAUCGCGUGCCAUGUGGGACUCGAUGGAGUCCUCAAAUUGCCAUCCGGCAUUGGUUGACAAUUUCAAGACAGUCGAGUACAUUUUGAGCACAUUCCGAAAAUUACUUCGGUUUGGCAAGGGACUCGAUGUAUUCUAUGCCAGCCUGCGAUCCAUACACUAUCCAGAUCUGACGAUCCGCAUCACGCUCACCAUGAGCAAAGUGUCGCAAGCAUUAUUUCUGCUCGCCGAUCAUCUCUUGUGGCUGGCACGCACCGGGUUAACCGUGGUGGAUGCCAAGAGAUGGUCGAAAAUCGCAAACAAAUAUUGGCUAUUUUCCAUCAUCAUGAAUUUGUGUCGCGACCUGUACGAGAUCAUGCGCGUCGUCGAUCUGCACAAGGCCAGCUGCAGUGGGGGAAUCUCUCGUUGCAAGAUUCCAACACGAAUUAAUUCACCAGCAGACAUUAAACAACUUGCUCUACACUCCUACGGCCUGUUGUGGGCGCACAAGGCUAUCGUUGUGGAUACGGUGAAAAAUGCGUGCGAUUUCUUUAUACCUCUGACGGCUUUGGGUUACACAAGCCUAACACCGAGAACGAUUGGCAUGCUGGGAGCGAUUUCAUCCAUUGCAGGUCUUUGGGCGCUGAUCGAGCCAAGUGCUAAGUUGACGCCCGCGUAAUAUUUUCAAACUGUUUGUGUAUUUAUAUGUAUGUAUAAAGUUGUAAUUGUUUGAAAUGUUUUUUUGAUAUUUUAACUGUUUGUAUGAGUAUUAAGUUUGAAACGAACGAUUUUAUGAAACUGUACUGUAAGCCAUCAAAAGUUCAAUAAAUAAUGUGAAAAUGUAA
Molecule: messenger RNA, 982 nt
Organism: Drosophila grimshawi
Lineage: Eukaryota; Metazoa; Arthropoda; Insecta; Diptera; Drosophilidae
Gene: Pex11ab
Product: peroxisomal membrane protein 11B
Exons: 2
Coding region: 91-816 (241 amino acids)
Biological process (GO): regulation of peroxisome size; peroxisome fission
Cellular component (GO): peroxisomal membrane
Source: RefSeq, a predicted model, not a curated record